UCUCUUCCGCGUAUCUUCAGCGUGUGCGUACGACAAUCGUGCCUGCUUCAGGAUUGAACGUGAAGAUGGAAGAGAUGGGCUGUCCUGGCUCCAGCACUGAAGGGCCCAGCUCUGGCUCUUCUGAUGGCCCCGGAGGCUUGAGCCCGUCUCAGAGAGAGCUGCUGGAGCGAUGCCUUCAUGCCCUCAAACAUGCCAAGAACGACAGCCACACACUGGCAGCGCUGCUCCUGAUCACGAGGUUGUGUCCCGCUGCACAGCUGGAUCCCGAGACUCUGCAUCGUAUUUUUGAGGCGGUGGGUUUAGAUUUACCUGCUCGUCUUCUUCUGACGGCGUGUCGGGGUGUGGAGAGCUCUGGUUUGCCUGCGCAGGAGCUGAUCUCUCUGGCCGCCGCUCUUCUAGCCACUCUCAGCACAGACUCGAACCUGCUGCCUCAUCCUCACCUCCUUGGCACGAUCCCACUGUUACUCAAUAUCCUGGAGAACGGACAGAAACACACUGAAGAUGAAGCCGAGAGUGGAUCUGUAGACGCUCAGACCACUUCCAGCACAGAUGAGGCUCUGCUCUGUGAUUGUUACCAGGUUAUAAAUGCAGUAUGUGCUUCAGAAAAAGGCCCCGAGCAGCUCCUGUCCCGCGGGGCCGUUCCAGCCUUAUGCAGAGCCGUAAUCAAAAAGCAAACCCUGAGCCGAGAAAAAGGCCUUCCUCUGCUGGGACGCCUGCUGUCUUCUGGAGUCAGGACUCAGAUUUGGAAUAAACAUUCAUCUGAACUUCUGGUACUCCUAAAACACAUUUCACAAGAUUUCAGCGAGGCUUCAAAUGAGGCUCGAUUGGAGAUGUGCUCUCGGAUACCGCUGUUUCUUCCUCCACCCGGGGUUGAGAGCGAAAAUACGGAUUGUAGGGAGAUUGUGGGAAAUCUCUGGGCUUCAUUGAGGCCUUUGGUUCAAGGAAAGAUCAAGCAAGAGCAUUUAGGCGCAGUUUUAGUAUUAUCCGCGUGUCUUCUAGAUCUGUUUGGAUGGGAGUCUGUGGGAAAUCCUAAAUUCUGCUGUUUGCUGGUGAACCGAGCGUGUGUGGAGGUGAGGAUGGGUUUGGAGGAGCCGCCGGGGACCGAGAUUUCUUUAAGCCUCCAAAACACACUUACAGCCUGCUAUCGGAUCAUGGAAGCAGCAAUGGAGCAGGCCUGCAGUUCAGAUGCAGCCCCAAAACAGACAGCCAUCUCUGGGCUGAGCCUCCAGCAGAGCAGGCAGGUCCUCGGAGCUCUGGAGGAGGCCUUUUCUGCUGAAAUAUACCAUCUCAAACAGGUGGAAGAGACGAGUUAUGAUGAUCCGUUUGUUUUCGCCACUUUCCGCUGUCUCUGUGCUUGGCUCGCUGAAGAAACCUCCUGUCUGAAGGACGACGUUAUUAAACUCCUGCCUUUUCUCAUGGGCUACGCUAAAACUCACUUCAAUGGAGGAGGAGAAGGCGAAGGUCUUGCUGACUGGAUAUCAAAAAUGGCCAUCAGCAAUAAUGCACACGACAGGACCUGGAGCAGAGAUGCCGCCCUUCGGUACCUGCUGCCGGCGCUGUCUCACCUGUCGGCUGAAGAUGACCCACGGCGGGAGCUUCUGUGUCUGGACGCUCCUGCUCUGCUGGUGGAGUUUCUGCACUCCGGAUGGGACACGAUAAGAGCUCGGAGCGGGACGGAGGAGAGCAGAGAGCCCAGUCUGGAGACCUGCUGCUCCGCUUUACUCAAUUUCACCAUCACUGAGCCGCAACGAGUCAGGACGGAUCCGUGUUUCAUGGCUCUGGAGGUUUUGUUGAGUGAAGCUCUGCCUGUUCUUCUCCAUAAGCCUCGGCUCCAGGUUUUAGCCGCUAACUGUUGCACUCUGGGCCUCAUGAUUAGCAGACUGAAGCCGGCGUCUGCAGUCUCUGUAGAUUCGUCCCAGCGGCGGUUCUUCUCCUCGGUUCUGCAGUUCCUCCGGACGGUUCUGGACUGUUCUCAGGUCAGUGUUCACUGGGACGAGACUCUGGAGCUCCACAGACUCAGCCUGCAGGCUCUGAGCAGCUGCGUCCUCAAUCAGCCCUGGAUCUGCACCCUAAUGAGGGAUCAAGACUGGCUGAGGAGCGUCUGCUGUCGGCUGGGCUCCGACUCGCAGGUCUCAGAUCAGCUGGAAGAGCUGCGGUGUGCCCUGGAGAAACGACAAUGAGAAAAAAGAGGCAGUUCACACAAAAUGUACAGUUUUAUGACUCUUUCAUUUGUAAAAAAAAUUAAAGAAGAUUUUGAGCUGAA
Molecule: messenger RNA, 2263 nt
Organism: Danio aesculapii
Lineage: Eukaryota; Metazoa; Chordata; Actinopteri; Cypriniformes; Danionidae
Gene: ncdn
Product: neurochondrin
Exons: 9
Coding region: 66-2180 (704 amino acids)
Biological process (GO): neuron projection development; regulation of neuronal synaptic plasticity
Cellular component (GO): dendrite
Source: RefSeq, a predicted model, not a curated record